Molecule: messenger RNA, 1910 nt
Organism: Micropterus dolomieu (smallmouth bass)
Lineage: Eukaryota; Metazoa; Chordata; Actinopteri; Centrarchiformes; Centrarchidae
Gene: dnajb4
Product: DnaJ heat shock protein family (Hsp40) member B4
Exons: 3
Coding region: 256-1278 (340 amino acids)
Cellular component (GO): cytosol
Molecular function (GO): protein-folding chaperone binding
Source: RefSeq, a predicted model, not a curated record
AGCUGUGCCUAUUUAAAGAGGGUCGCCCAGUCACGGAUAAAUAACAGGAGGUCCACGGCGCUGACUAAGCGCCUCUAAAUGGUUUUCAUCCCGCACUGUGUAUCUGUCUGCGGCUUCUUGUUCAUCAGUCCGGACUGACGCCGCUUCACUGCCAUCCGUAGACCAGUCGACCCAGUCCACAGUCUACCAGCUCUUCUCCAGGGGGCUAUUCUGCUGCUGUUUUUCUUUUUUCUUAUUUUCUGGGAUACGCGAAAAAUGGGGAAAGAUUACUAUAAAACGCUGGGUAUCUCUAAAGGAGCAACAGACGAGGAUAUUAAGAAAGCUUACAGAAAACAAGCGCUGAAAUGGCACCCGGACAAAAACAAGUCUGCAGCCGCCGAGGAGAAAUUUAAGGAAAUCGCCGAGGCAUAUGAGGUCCUCAGUGAUCCGAAGAAAAGAGAAGUUUAUGAUCAGUAUGGAGAGGAAGGUCUCAAGGGAGGAAACGGUCCAACUGGUGAUGGACAAGGCAGCACCUUCACCUACACCUUCCAUGGGGACCCUCACGCCACCUUUGCCACUUUCUUCGGGGGUUCAAACCCCUUCGAGAUGUUCUUCGGGCGUAAAGCCAACGGCAGAGACGACGAUGACAUGGAGGUGGACGGAAACGACCCUUUCGGAUCCUUCACCAGCUUCAACCUGAACGGAUUCCCUCGGGACGGACAUGUCGGCCCCGGAGGGCCGCAGCGCCGGAAGCAGGACCCGGCCAUCAUCCACGAACUGAGGGUCACCCUGGAGGAGGUCUUCCAUGGCUGCACCAAGAGGAUGAAAAUCUCUCGCAAAAGGCUAAAUCCAGAUGGCAGGACCAUGCGCACUGAGGAUAAGAUUCUUACUAUUGAGAUCAAGCGGGGCUGGAAAGAGGGAACCAAGAUCACGUUCCCGCGGGAGGGGGACGAGUCGCCCACUACCAUUCCUGCUGACAUUGUUUUCGUCAUCAAGGACAAGCCACACCCUCACUUUAGGCGGGAAGGCUCGAACAUUGUCUAUCCUGUGCGCGUGAGCUUACGACAGUCGUUGUGCGGAUGCUCAGUUACCGUGUCGACAAUAGACGGGAAGACGUGCAACAUGAAGAUCACGGACGUCGUCAAGCCUGGCAUGAGAAAGACUGUUGCCGGACAGGGUCUCCCCUUCCCCAAAAACCCAGAGCAGAGAGGGGACCUGGUGGUGGAGUUUGAUGUGAACUUUCCUGACACAUUGCCCGGCAACGCCAAGGACGUCCUGAAACGACAUUUACCUACCUAGGACGAAGGACUCAGACUGAACAAGGGGAGAUAACCACAUGACAGCUCUCACCCUCAUUACCAAACACACUCACACAAACACUCACACACAACACACACACACACACAAGGACAGUUCUGACAGUUCACAGAUGGAGCUAGUGACGAAUGUGCAAUUUCUAUUUUUGAGCUACGUGGUGGUUUUAUAAAUACCAUGCAUGCUGCCAAGUUGAUAUAAGUGCAAGUGAAAGACUGUCUGGGUUAUUGAUAUCUGAAAGUACACAUUGUAUGUAUGUGGGUCUUUGCCAUAAUUACUUUAUCUUUUUGUUUGUUGGUAAUAUUUGGUAGUGAAAGAGUCUACAGUUGCCUAACACAACCCCAGUGAUCCUGGGAAACAUUGCAUUGCCAAACAGUACAUUUCUUCUUGCUCUCAUUUAGAUUUUACAAGCUUAAUUACUGACAUUUUUAACUGUCAUUCAUGUUGAUUUCGUCAUUAAGAGAUACACGUCUCAAUUUGGAGGCUGUCUUAAAAUGUGUGUACAGGUUAUUCAAGAGAGGAAGUGGUUGAAUCAAAUGCAUUGUCACGUGUGCAUUUUAGAAUCGUACAUGUGAAGAUAUUGAACUUGAAUUUUAAAAUAAAUAUUUCCACAUGAA